UGACAUAACCCUGUCCCAGAGAUCGAUAACACCUGGUGAUGGUGCACAUGUCGUGCAGUAAUAUUGUGUCAUCUUCAUUCAGUAGGUGAAAUGCAUGACCUGUCAACAUGCAGGUACACGAAACGAUUGAUUCCGGAGGGCUGGGUCUUACCUAACACCUGUAAGAAAACACCAUUGUGACCUAUGAGGAAAUUACGUGACGCAUACUGUUAGAUAAGGGAAUGACACAGGUUGUAUUCAGUGAGUGACACUCUUAGCCACCGCGCACCCUCCAGCGUACAUCAUUUAUUCAGUAGUGUCCAUAGUACUGGACGACAAGCACCCGGGGGGAAUUUCUGUGCGUGUUUACACAAAGAGUUUUCUUAUAUUCAGUUAGCACAAUGUGCUGUUCAAAGAAUCGGCUCAAUUCCUAGGAAUUCUGUUCAAGUGGAGGAGAUAAGCACAACAGGGAGUGAGAUACCGAAGUGCUGCCAUGCCCCACUGGGAGACCAAGGGCAGGCUCUACCGUUCCGGUGUGGGGGUGAUGGUUCUCGGGUUCCUGGGAUAUACCGUAGCUUUUGGAGUGCCUGCGUGGAGACGUGAUGGUGACACGACUGUCCUGUCCUCUGGGCUGUGGCAGUACAUGUGUGACGGUCUUCACAACUGCCAGACAUACUCUGCUGUAGAAACAGACACGUUGUUCCAGGUAUCCCGAGUGCUGGCGUGCAUCGCACUGGCUCUCUGUUUCAUCGCCCUGUGUCUUAUCUUCCUCCAUAACUGCACGGCCUACUCGAAAAGUCUUCAGUCAGAAAAUGCCUUCAUCUCCAUAUUCCCUGUGUUUUGUGGCCUUCUCGCCAUGUCUUCAUGUGUGGUUUACCUUGAACAAGGCAUAAGUUCCAUCUAUUGGGGAGCCGUAUUAGGAUUUGCCGCCAGUGGUUGUACCAUAUUUGGAGGCAUCUGCAUGGGCGUAGGGUUGCACAUUGACAGGCUUAAAGCGGCGAGCACUCAACAAACGUCAAGUACAGUCCAGAACCAGACUGCUUUCAACCAAGACAUUACGACAAUGGCAAUUCCAGUGAACGUCAUUCCCUCAAAUGGGGCUCAGACAAAUAUGCCAAUGGUUUCAAUGGCCUCGAAUACAAACACAGACUGUACCGGAUCCUCGGAUCAACAGCUUGCAACACAAGUCGAUCAACAAGCGAGACUAAAUCCAUCUGCACCACCGCCCGACCCUGACUUCUUAUACUACUGAAUACUUUGCAAGGAGUAUCAAUACGGAGAUUGGACUUCGUAAUCAGAUACUUAUUGUUGAAAAGUGACAGAUUGCUACAUAUCAAAGAGAUCUAGCGUAUAUCUGGAUUAAAGUGAUCAUUGUGUGUUCUACCAGUGUCUAGUGUGCACUGUUGGUUUCUUGGGAACAUGACAUUUAAUCAUCCUCAGAGAAGGAUAUAGAUACAGCGCUUGCUGCAGUGUGUAUUGACUUCAAGGUGCUUGGACUUUUGUAACAUCUACAUAAGUUGGAUGAACAAGAUACACUAAUUCCUGAUCCAGACAUAUUUUUAACGCAUCGAAUGAUUGAAAUGUGUGUGGAUUGAGUGCUCGUCCUUUUUCGGUUUUUAGUGUCGGUGAGUUUUAGCUUUGUUAGAAGAACUUGACAUCGUUUUGAAGAAACAAAUGCAACCAUUCCUUAGCAGGGUACAUUAAAUACCAACCCCGACCCAUGCUGGUCACAAACAGAUAUAGGCGUCAAUCAAUUAACCCACAGUGGAAUCCCAAGAGAUGUUCCAAGAGAUUGUCGACCACGUCAUUGGUCUAACGGACUGAGUGCCUGCUUGGUACUCGUGCGGUCGGUGGUUCGAUUCUUAGCCACUUCAUACAAACAGAAAGAUGUUAAAAUAUGGUACUUGGUGUUUACCUGCCUGACGCUUGACACUAAGGGCUAUAAAGGGGUGUAAAACAAUGGCUUUAAGUGUGAUACAUCGUCUCAUUUGGCGAGCACUGUAAAAUCGGUCAAAAA
Molecule: messenger RNA, 1996 nt
Organism: Haliotis rubra (blacklip abalone)
Lineage: Eukaryota; Metazoa; Mollusca; Gastropoda; Lepetellida; Haliotidae
Exons: 3
Coding region: 473-1231 (252 amino acids)
Source: RefSeq, a predicted model, not a curated record